Messenger RNA from Mastomys coucha (southern multimammate mouse), 471 nucleotides. It is a transcript of the gene Myocos, whose product is annotated as myocilin opposite strand. The transcript is spliced from 3 exons. The coding region runs from base 1 to 471 and encodes 156 amino acids. The record is from RefSeq and is a predicted model, not a curated record. NCBI's taxonomy places the organism in Eukaryota, Metazoa, Chordata, Mammalia, Rodentia, Muridae.
AUGGUAGCAUUUCUUAGCAAAGCCAUCAAGUGUGGAAGUGGCCAUCCAUCAGCAGAUCUGGGAUUCAGAGGUGCAGCCUAUCUGAAACCCUCCAUUGGACUGAGUGAAACUAUGGUCCAGAAAAGCUCUAUAAACAAGACUGACUUCCCAAACAUUGACCUGGUGGCUGAGGUGAACAAGCGUAGAAAAGCCAUGGCCACAAGAGAUGAAACAAUCAUCAAGAAAAGUGGCGAAGGUGGGAAAAUGCUCCCUAGCAUGGGCAUGGACCAGGAGUCUCCCAGAAAAGGCCACCUCGUGGUGCCUCCUGCUCCCCCCCCUUCCCCAGUUGAUGCUACGGACAUAAGCAAGUACAAAUCAAAUUGUUUAAUGGGCAUGGACGUAGAUGCCAAUGCACAAACUCAUUUGGGGUCUCUGGGUAGGCUUUUGAAGGCUAUCACAGAAAUUUUGGGCUUCUCAUUUUAUGCUCUAUAG